Molecule: messenger RNA, 336 nt
Organism: Prunus armeniaca (apricot)
Lineage: Eukaryota; Viridiplantae; Streptophyta; Magnoliopsida; Rosales; Rosaceae
Source: the annotation of a GenBank genome assembly
AUGGCUAAACAAAGUAGCAACGAACUGGCCACGACCACCGCAGCCGGGAGGGUGCCGGCGCCAGCCUUGGAUAUGUCGUCAGCAAGGAAACCCUCCGACCAGGUGGCGGUGCUUUGGCAAUGUUGUCGUGGUUUUUGCGUGAACACCAAUAUUAGCCCUUUUAAUUGUGGGAGGUGUGGAAAUAGGUGCCCCUUUGGUGUGCUUUGCUUGUAUGGCCUGUGUGGCUAUGCUCAACCGACCUUGCCUCCAUGGCCUUGUCCUCCAUGGCCUCCAUUCCCCUUUCCUCCUAAGCGACCAUGGCCUCCACGACCUCAGCCACCCCCAAUUAUGGAGUAG